Molecule: messenger RNA, 2672 nt
Organism: Balaenoptera acutorostrata (minke whale)
Lineage: Eukaryota; Metazoa; Chordata; Mammalia; Artiodactyla; Balaenopteridae
Gene: VAMP1
Product: vesicle associated membrane protein 1
Exons: 5
Coding region: 176-532 (118 amino acids)
Biological process (GO): SNARE complex assembly; vesicle-mediated transport; vesicle fusion
Cellular component (GO): SNARE complex; plasma membrane
Molecular function (GO): SNAP receptor activity; syntaxin binding
Source: RefSeq, a predicted model, not a curated record
AAUAAAGACGAGCGGGGGCUACAGCUGCAGUAAGUUUCACCGCAGCUAGAGCUCCGAGUGGCCGUCCAGAAGCGGAGCUCGGCGGUGCGGUCGGCUUCACCGCAGUGUUCCCCGGCCGGGUGUCUCGCCGCAGCCUCGGGAGAGAAGACGGACCUCUCCUCCUUCUGUCAGAGACAUGUCUGCGCCAGCUCAGCCACCCACCGAAGGGGCAGAAGGGACUGCCCCAGGUGGGGGUCCCCCUGGCCCUCCUCCUAACAUGACCAGUAACAGACGACUACAGCAGACGCAGGCACAAGUGGAGGAGGUGGUGGACAUCAUGCGUGUAAAUGUGGACAAGGUCCUGGAGAGGGACCAGAAGCUGUCAGAGCUGGAUGACAGAGCCGACGCUUUGCAGGCGGGCGCAUCACAAUUUGAGAGCAGCGCUGCCAAGCUAAAGAGGAAGUAUUGGUGGAAAAACUGCAAGAUGAUGAUCAUGCUGGGAGCCGUCUGUGCUAUCAUCGUGGUAGUUAUUGUAAUCUACUUUUUCGCUUGAGAAUGUGCCACCCCUGCCCUGUUCUCCAUUGCCAUCCAAACUCACGUCCCUGUCCUGCUGUUUCUCCCCAGAACUUCCCCAUCUGCCUUCCUCCAUCCCAGCCCUGCUUCUCCAUCGCCCACUCCUCCCCUUCCGUUGCUUUCAUUUGCGCUCUGUCCUACGACACUGGAAAUGCUGCUCGUGGUGCAGUCUUGAAUUAACUACCUGAAGAACAACAGCUGGCAUCUCCUUCCUACCCUCUCAUGUUCUCUCAAGUUCCCCCAAAGCCAAAAAGAGUUGGGAGGCCAAGGGAUGGGGAAGGGGUGUAGCUGAGGUGACGUGCUCAAGAAGGGGCCAAGACUGGGACGAGGAGAAGAGUGUUGUGCCCAUGGUGUUGCCAGGAAAGGCCAGGCCGCUGGCCGGAGGAGGCUGGGAGCAGCUGGGAGGAGGCCCCCUCACCUCUCCUGUGCCAGGCCUGCAGAGGAGCCUGGGCCGGGCCCCAAGUCCAGCUUGGUCCUGGUGCAGGACCCUUUUAGAAAGUCAAACCUGUUUUUCACAGUUAUUUCCCAUCUGUUAGUCCAAGAUCUUCUAUGUCUUCAGGGAUCUUAACAACCUUUUACUUUGUCCUCCAGAGACCUAGAGAACACGUAUUAAUAGCGAAAAUAUCAGGACUCUCGUUCCCAUCCUAGAAACAGUCCCACAAGCUCAUACCUGGAAGGGGCUCUUGUCCACGUUUUCUACAGCAUUCUGUAUUGUUCGUGAGGGCAUCAAAUAAUUUCAUUUAGCCAAAGUUUGAGCCUCUCAAUUUUAGUUAUUGGCAUAGAUAAUGAGAGAAUGCCCGUUAGUUAUAGAGAAACAGCGAGUCAAGGGCCUAAUCUGAAAAUACCAGGCUUGGAGGAAGCCACUUCUCACCCUCUUGUUACAAGCGUCCUGUACCUCCCUUGCUGUUGAUGGAGGAGGAUGAGAUGUCGGAGUGAGGAGCCCUGGACCCUCUGGGAGUCCUUCCCCCGACACCACCCCCGUGUACUUGCCAAAGACAGGGAUGAGGAGAGGGGCCCUUCCUGAGGCCCGGCCGCUCCUGAGCGUUGGGAGAGUCCGGGGCCCCCGCCAGCCUUGGGGUGGAGGUGGAGCCGUCAGCAGGCGGGCCUGCUCGUUGACUGCUGGGCCACCACGGCGCCUUCUCAUCUGGAGCGGCCCCUCUGUUCUUCCCACAGUAUGUUCCCCUUCCAAAGCACCCCUGCCCAUCUGAAUUCCCUUUCCUUUCCUCCUCUUUGCAUGGUUUGUGGCACAGACAGUGGGACCUGAGGAUGGAGCUGCUCAGCCUGUCUCGGGGGCCGGUGCUGGGCUUCAGGAAAGGGCACUCAGUGGGACAGACCCGGGUGAGAGGGGAGGAGGGCCGGCUGGGAACAGAACGGGGACCGCCCCACGUCCCGUCGUUCCUUCCGUCCACCGGUCCACCAGCAGGAGGCUGGGCCAGGCUCGCUUUCCACGCAGCAGCAUUUCGUUCCGCAAAACCAUCCUUCCUCUCCCUUCGCCCUGUUCCCACAUUCCCUUCGUCCUGCCCCAGGGCGGGACGGAAGAGCUGGACGAAGGCAGUCUGUGUACCCUCCUAACGGGCCCCCUCGAAGGCCUCCACUCUCCUCUGGGCUCCCCUUGCCUAAUGCAGGGGGUCACCGCUGGAGAAGAACCACCACUGUCCUCGAUGUGUCCCAAGCCUGGAGCAAAUCCGCCCUCUUGGCCCGCCCCAUCACAGGAAUCACUUCUGGGUUUCUGUCCCAUCUGUCCCAGGUGUAGUUAGUUGGCUUUGUUCUUCUGGGGACGUUAGCCCUUCUACUCUCUUUCUCACCCUGCCCUGUACCCCCCUCUUGCUGUGUCUUUGCCGCCUCCCUUCCCUCCCACCACCCAUGUGCAUGAGCAAAUAUGCAGCUAAGCCUGGGGCUCGGCAGUCACGCGAGGCCGGGUCUCCACGGCCCCUCUUGGGUUUGCCGUGAGACGAUGUGGCGUCCCCACUGUGUGUCUGUCAUCACCUCUCUGUCUUUUUUUCUAACCCCACUCUCCUACUUGUACAGAAAUAACAAUUGUACUUCCACCAAAGGCAUGUGGCGUAUUUACCAAUUUCCUGUAUCUGAACAAAGGCAAAACAAAAAUACAACUUCCUACC